CAGCGGUCGUAGCGGCUCCUCGUAAUGGCGACCGUGCCGUAGACGCGCCGAGGUUUGUGAAAAUGAAGCGAAGGAGAAGUUAUUUCUUUUAAGGAAAAACGCCGAGGUUCCCCAGCGGAGGACUUUGCGUCUCACAUCCACAGCUUUCUAACCGGGUUCAACUCGCGACUCUUUCUAACUUCUACCCCUGAAAUGAUGAAGGUAAAGUCAAACCAAACCCGGACGUACGACGGCGACGGUUACAAGAAGCGGGCCGCCUGCCUGUGCUUCAGGAGCUGCUCCGAGGAGGAGGUGCUGCUGGUGAGCAGCAGUCGGCACCCCGAUAAGUGGAUCGUCCCCGGAGGGGGGAUGGAGCCGGAGGAGGAGCCCAGCGUCGCGGCCGCCAGAGAAGUGUGUGAAGAGGCGGGUGUCAAGGGCACUCUGGGUCGGCUGGUCGGCGUGUUUGAGAACCGCGAGAGGAAGCACAGGACCUACGUGUACGUGCUGGUGGUCACGGAGCUGUUGGACGCCUGGGAAGACUCGGUCAACAUUGCGGCCUGUUCGUCUACGUCCACAGGGAGGAAGAGGGAAUGGUUCGCCGUGGACGAGGCCAUGCGCGUGCUGCGCCGCCACAAGCCCGUGCAGGCCACCUACUUCCAGGCCCUGCGCGACGGCGACGGCUGCCUGACCAGCAACGGCUCCCCCCUAGUGGGCAGCAUCAGCGGCGAGCUGUCCCCCAGCUACAGCCUGAGUCAGAGCUCCGUGUCGGGGAUUAGAUAACUGUGAGCCCGGCCUGCAGCGCCUCUCCCUCCCCCCGUUCCUCCACCCCCCCCAGGGCUCGUUUCUGUCGGGCCGACGCCACCUGCGCUCUUACUAAGAAUCCUCCUCCUCCUCCUCCUCCUCCUCCUCCUCCUCCUCCUCCUCUUUCUUUCUUUGGUCGCUCUUGUUUUGUAUCUGAAUAACAUAGUUUGCCUUGCCAACUCUUUUUGUGCCAGUGCUUUGGCACAGACUUGAUCACACCGGGGGUGACUAUUCUGAGGAGAAGCAAAAAAAAAAAAAAAAAAAAAGACAAAUUAAAAAUGAAUUAAUGUUUUCUUUAACUGAAUCCUCCCCACUCCCUCAACCCUCGUUACCUAGUUUUAUACUUUCUUCUUUUCACUGACGACUGCAUGAGGUUCCUCCCUAAACUCCUUCCUUCCUUCUCUCCCCUAAGGCACCCUUAGCGCGGUGAUUUAUCGAAUGCAAGAACUACUUCUUCUCACUGUCGUGAUGUGACCGUCGUGUCCGUAGUGCUUACGCUGGAGGCUUCUGGUGACCGCCGGCUCCACUCGGCCUCGCCCUUCCCCUCUUCCUGUGGCUGAAUGUGCGCAUGCGUGUGCUGUCCCCUCCCCUCCCUCAAGGGGCCCCCGAUGUUGAUAGCCGUCUCGCAAGUCCUCCCCCUGGGCCUUUUAAUAGCCGGCAGCCAUCUUGGCUCUAAACGCUACCUGGCUGGUGGAGCUGAAUGCUGAAUUCAGUUGGCACAGCAAGGGAGCUCAAGGAAAAAGGCCCAAAGUGACAUCACCAGUGGGCGUGUCCUCUCAGAGGACGCCCGAUAGGUCGGUCACAAAUCGACAGGGUCGGUUUUGAAUUGUAUCGGACCUGGUAGUACUUUCUUUUUCAUGAUACAAAGCGCGUUGUGUUUGGAUGCGUGUUGCGCGGCAGGUAUUGCUUGAGCGCUUCUUUUGUUUCUUCUCUCUCUCCCUCUCUCUCUCUCUCUGUGUUUUUGAUUAAUCUCCUUCAUUUCAUAUUUCUGUCUCUCAGACCAGAAGGAUUUGGGCCCCCUUGCAAGCGCUCGUACUUUCUUUUUUAUUCAGUUUUUGAAUGUGUCAAGUACAUUUCUCCACAUCUGGUGGGGAACACCAGCCAAUCACUACAGGUUCACCCUAGAAUACUGUACCCCUGUGUACACAGCGAGGGCAGCCAGGGGGUGAUGUAACACCACCCUUCAUUCAGCAACGCCAUUCUCCUUGGAGAGCACCCCGUUUUAUUUCACCCACCGACAUACCGUUUGAACCCCCCCCCCCCUCUUCAGUGACAUCCCAAGUGGGAGGGUCCGUCCGGGUCGACUGUAGCGUGAGCCAAUCGCCGCGCAGCUGGAUGACUUCCAUUUGUGAGGUCACUAAGGGGUCUCUCCCCCCCCCCCCCCCCCCCUUCCAGAGGAUGUUGGUUCAGUCCUGGAAGUGAGGUAGACUUGUUCCGUAUGAUUAGGCUGCCUGCGUCACACAGACACCAUGGGUUUAUCAGUUCUAAAUUCAGCACAUAUCACUUUGUCGUCUUGCCCUUGUUGUUGUCCACUAAUUAUACUCUUCCCAUUCAGUUUGGUUAGUAGCGAUUGUUUACAUUCACUGUGCCCCCUCGCGGCACUCCUAGAUCCGGUGGUUUUUAAAUGUUGUUGUUUUUGUGGGCACUUUUAUGGUCUGUUUUUUGUUUUUUGUUUUUCAUCAUGAAGUAUUUAAUCUGCAUCCUUUAAAAAAAGAAAAAGAGGGGAAAAGAAAAGACUAAAAAAAACCUGCUUGAGAAUGGAAAGUGAUGUUAAGGCGCUGUCCUUGUUGAGAUGCAGAACGGGCAGUGACGUGUACAGUUUGAGACCUUUUUUUUGUUUUUAACAUGUAAAAUGCUUUUUGGAUGAUAGUUUUGUUUUUUGUUUUCCCUCGCGCUCUCUCAUGUCCGGCUGACUUCUCUUAACGCCGGCCUGUGUCGUCGGCCGCGGCCGGCGCAAUACUGUGAACCUGAAGGCGUUGUAGAUAGCAUGCAAGACGUUUUUACUGUAAAUUGUUAAUUUCUGUAUAGAUCAAAGACGAGUACUAAAAAAAAGACAGACGUCUGUGAGUGCAACAUGGUGUUUCAGUCGGGCUCCACGAAACGUUGACUUGACCUUUUCUAUUCGGAGCAACGUUGAUGAGGCGGUGAGGUUUGAGGCCAGGCCUUUUCAAAAUAAAAGUUGGCUUAAGAACAAGCAAUGUCGCAAGCUUCUGGGGUGAAGGGAGGAGUAUUUAUUACAACAAGAAAAAAUUAACUCCUUCUGAGAAUUACCCAAACCAAAGUAGAUGUAUCCAAAUUUAAAUCAAAUACACAAAACUAAAUGAAUGCAUUUCAUUUCCCUUUUAAGAGGAGAAAGCGGCCCAGGAAUAUGACCUAUCAAAUCUGUAAUCUGAUUGGCUUAACCACUUGUCUGUCAUGUAUAUCCUGAUCCUCAUUGGCCGGCAUGCGAUAUAGCUGGGCCAUGGUCGACCUGCUAGUGGCUCCAAAGCUAUUUCGGGCUCAGUCACCAAUUCAUGGUUGAUGGGAGAAUCUUCAUCUGACAGAAUAGUUAACUUCUAAUUGCUUACCGGGCCUCUUCGCUAAAGACCCUUCAUUAUUCCAUCCGGGUCGAUCAAUGUAUUUGAAAAGGCAGAGGAAGUUCUUAUCUCGGCUGUGAAAAUGCCUUUCACUGAUGAUCUUGAAUCUUUGACCUUUUAGAGGUACUUUUAUCGCUGAGCCGACAAGGUGUGGUGUUCAAAGUCUUUGGUUUACCUGCAAAACAGCUCAACCUCCCUUUAUGUGGUAGUAAGGUGAACCUACGUCUGUGACAGUGGGACGGAGGUCUUCAAGCCUUCCGUCCGGCCUGACUAGAUGUUGGUCUCGACAAACUUAUUACUGUUAUAGCAAACUGAAUGUGAGGGCUUUUCACCAAUAACAACAAGUGACAUUUACUACUUCUGUAACUCAUUCAUGAAAUUGUAAAUGUGUCCCAUGUUUUUUUAUUUGGGGUGGAGGGGUGAUGCCAGAAUCCUUCCUUCUUUCUCCCAGUUCCUGAUUUAUUAAAAUAAACAUUUUCUGUUCUGAUAUUUGAAAUGGAGGAUAGGGCUGAGGACAUUGAACUAUGGUGCCCCCGCCCUCAGUCACACAGCGGUAAAAUUACAAACCGCUGGCGCCAUCUAACGUCAACAUUGAGUACUACAAAUUGUAAAUUGAAGAUAACUUUCGUGUAGUAAAAAUGCAGCAUAGAUGUUUUGAUAGAGUGAAUUUCGCUCAUUACCUCUCUAAUUACUACCCCGAAGCAAGCUGCGAAAAUCUAAUCAAAUCCCUCCAAGCACUUGUUCUGAUGGAGCUCAGCCUUGAAGUUACGUGUGUGUAAUUGUUCUACAAGGUAUGUGUCACUGGACUUUUUUCUGUGGAGUAAACCAGUGAUAAGACUGAAGAUUGUAAUAUACAUGUGCCAACAAAUAAACACCAGUAUUUCACA
This is a messenger RNA of Gadus chalcogrammus (walleye pollock), 4243 nucleotides long. It is a transcript of the gene nudt3b, whose product is annotated as nudix (nucleoside diphosphate linked moiety X)-type motif 3b. The transcript is spliced from 5 exons. The coding region runs from base 193 to 759 and encodes 188 amino acids. Gene Ontology annotation, cellular component: nucleus; cytoplasm. Gene Ontology annotation, molecular function: endopolyphosphatase activity; diphosphoinositol-polyphosphate diphosphatase activity; bis(5'-adenosyl)-pentaphosphatase activity. Lineage: Eukaryota; Metazoa; Chordata; Actinopteri; Gadiformes; Gadidae. Gene Ontology annotation, biological process: diphosphoinositol polyphosphate metabolic process; diadenosine hexaphosphate catabolic process; adenosine 5'-(hexahydrogen pentaphosphate) catabolic process. The record is from RefSeq and is a predicted model, not a curated record.